Chenopodium quinoa (quinoa) is the source of this 1171-nucleotide messenger RNA. RefSeq names its product histone H3-like centromeric protein HTR12. Gene Ontology annotation, cellular component: nucleosome. The coding region runs from base 73 to 465 and encodes 130 amino acids. The transcript has 5 exons. Gene Ontology annotation, molecular function: DNA binding; structural constituent of chromatin; protein heterodimerization activity. The record is from RefSeq and is a predicted model, not a curated record. NCBI's taxonomy places the organism in Eukaryota, Viridiplantae, Streptophyta, Magnoliopsida, Caryophyllales, Amaranthaceae.
AGCUUGCUCAGAGCUUUCUCUCCUCCAUUGAAACAACUUCUCAGGCUACUGUUUAUAACACUGUAAAUUGUAAUGGUUAAACGAAACACUAAAAAAAGAGCUUCUCUCCCAAGUCCUGGGGCCGCCACCACUCCUGCCGUGGGUACGGGACGGGGCCGGUCUUACCGUUAUCGGCCAGGCACAGUUGCUCUCAGGGAAAUUCGCAAAAUUCAGAAAUCUGUUAACCUAUUGAUUCCUGCUGCGCCUUUUAUCCGAACGGUGAGAGAGAUUACUCACCAGUUCUCUCCUAAAAUUGGUCGUUGGCAAGCUGAAGCUCUGAUGGCCAUUCAAGAGGCUGCAGAGGCUUUCAUUGUUCGUUUGUUUGAAGAUGGGAUGCUUUGUGCCAUUCAUGCCAAACGAGUAACACUCAUGAAAAAGGAUUUUGAAUUGGCGCGAAGGAUUGGAGGGAGAGAAAGGGGCUGGUGACUGAUAUUUAUAGGCCAAACACUUGUAUUAGUUGUUGGUUUCACCUGUAUAUACUGCAGUAGACUGUAGUCCAAUGUAAUCAGAAUCACCAGAUGAAAACUGAGCAACUCAUGAUGUAGCAUCCUGACUUAGUGGCAAAUGCAGUUUGUGUUGUGUGGCUAAGAACAAUUGUUUGAUUUUACUGGUUAUUGGAAACCAGCAUCCUGAGAACAACUACUUUCAAAUCUUUUCUGUGUCAAAGCAUACUGACAGUCCGGUCAAGAGGAACUUACAGUCUUACAGAGAAGAGCGGGUUUCCAUUUGCUCGAAGAUUGCACUGAUGUGUCACUAUUGCGCCUUUGUUUGCCAUUAUAGCAUCUUACAGACAACCUUUUGUUGUCAACUAAUGCUGAAAUGUGAAGCACAUAAUGUUUGACUGGAGGGAAAUCUGUGAUUUUAAGUAGAUAGCCAGACCUGUUAGCAUUUCAAAUUCGUUUUGCCUUAGAACUCAUUUGCUUUUGAACUGCCUCUGUUUUAUAUUACGUGCAACAUUUACUAAAAAUAGAUGCUACACUUUAUUUGCAACAAAUGUUUUCUUUUCUUUUAUAGGUCGUUAUUUCUCCCUAUUUCUCUCCACAUCACAUGCUUUUUUAUAUUUCUUUCUCCAUUUACCACUCACAUACAAAUUUGUCUAGAAGUCUGAUGUUUUUGUUGCACAUAAAAUGUA